CCGCCUCCUCCAUGUCCUGCUUGUAGUGAGUACACGGGAUUGGAGAUCCAGCAGUCAGUCGGUCGGUGGGUCGGUCGGUGGGUGCUCCUCUGCUCCUGAGUUGUGCCCAGUGAUGGAGGGUACCCCCUCCUCUGGCACCCAGUGACACACCCAGGCGGGGUAUAUAUCUCCAGACAUAGAAGGAGCGGGUGGAGUGUGUGCCAUGAUGGGACCCAAGGCUUCCUCCGGCUUCUAUCUGAGUAGGACAUCGGCUCUGCUCCUGGCUGUGCUCCUGACUGCUCUGCUCCUGGCUCUCAUCGUCCUGGCGGCUCUGUAUGGCCGGACUAUGAGAUCAGAGAGAAGAGGAGGACAUUCUGAUCCGGAGGAUUCCAUCACCGCUAAUAUCACCGAAUCCCCCUUCUCCUUCACCUUCCCUACAGAGCCCCCUGGACCCCCCGGAAUCUGGGACCACCCCCGGCUGCCCCCUUACCUUUACCCCGUACACUAUGACCUGGAGCUGUGGCCGCGGAUGGAGCCGGACGGGGAAGGGAAGUACCUCAUGUCUGGUCAGGUCACCAUCACCGUCCGCUGUGUGUCCGACACCGACACCAUACUGCUACACUGCUACAAACUCAAUGUCACCCGGGUACUCAUCACCUCCAUAGAGACCCCCAUAGAGGACAUCCCCGUCACGAGGAUGUGGUACUCCACCCGACACCAAUACCUGGUCCUACACCUAGCCACAGCGCUACUACAGGGGAGCAACUACUCCUUAUACCUGGACUACACAGGAACCCUCAGCGAUGACUACUCAGAGUCAGGACUCUUCAUCUCUCACUACAGGGACCAGGAGCAGGACAGAGUCCUAGUGGGAUCGGAGCUGGAGCCAGCAUCUGCCAGGACAGUUUAUCCAUGCUUUGAUGAACCGGCACUGAAAGCAACCUUCAAAACUAGGAUUGUCCACAAUUCCAGUUAUGUGGCCCUUUCUAAUAUGCCAGCUAUAGCUAUGUCCGAAAGGGAGGAUGAAAAUGGAACUAAAUGGACGGUUACCACAUUUAACACUACUCUGAAAAUGUCAACCUAUAUCACUGCUUUUGUGAUAUGUGACUUUGAUUACGUGAACACGACGGAAAGGGGCAGUGAGAUACGAAUUUGGGCACGGAAGGAAGUAGUGCAAAAAGGAUAUGCAAACUUUGCUCUGGCCAUUGCAGGGCCAAUGCUUUCAUUCAUGGAGGAUUUUCUGAAUGUCUCAUACCCACUGCAGAAAACAGAUUUUGUAGCAAUGCCUGAACUGAGUGUUGGUGCGAUGGAAAACUGGGGAUUAAUUACUUUUCAAGAAAACUCAUUGAUGUAUAACCCAGACAAAAAGUUCUCCACUUCUAGAGCGUUGACUUCUCUGAUUGUUGCUCAUGAGAUAGGACACCAGUGGUUUGGAAACCUUGUCACCAUGAAGUGGUGGAACGAUAUAUGGCUUAAUGAAGGGUUUGCCUCUUAUAUGGAAUAUGCAGGGGCUAGCCUUGCUGACCCCAAGCUGAGACUGAAUGAAUUUUUUAUGGUACACAACCUGAUAAAUAUUUUUGACAGAGAUGCUCGAGCAUCUGCCAGAGCUGUAUCAGUGAAAGAAGACGAGAUUGGUCAUGUGGAUGAUAUAACGCUAUUAUUUGAUGAAUUCACAUAUGACAAGGCAUCUGCUUUGCUCCGAAUGGCGUCCACCUUCCUGACAGAGAAACUCUUCAUCAAAGGGAUCAGCUCAUACUUGAAGAAAUUUUCAUUCUCAAAUGCUGACCAGGAUGAUCUGUGGAAUCAUAUGCAAUCGUUUAUAGAUGGCCAAAAAGAAGUUCACUUGCCAGCAUCACUGAAAAAGAUCAUGGAUUCCUGGACAUGGAAACGGGGCAUACCACUAGUGACGGUAAACACAUCUACUGGGACACUGACCCAAGAUCAGUUCAAGACCGCUAAUGCUGAUAACACCACAAGUGAUAACAAUCAUACAUGGAUUAUUCCCAUCUAUUGGAUGAAAAAUGGAGUACAGCAGCCAAUUGUAUGGCUAGACACUAAGACAAAAACUGUCCCAGAAAUGACUACAAUGGAUAACGAAUGGAUUAUACUAAAUAUUAAUGUAACUGGGUACUACAGAAUAAAUUAUGAUGAAAAAAACUGGAAUAAUCUUGCCAAAACGCUUGAGGAAAAACCACAGGUGCUGUCAGUAGUAAACAGAAUUCAGCUGAUCGAUGAUGUCUUUACGCUGGCAAACUCUGGAUAUCUGGAAUAUGAAACUGCCCUAAGUUUAACAAGAUACCUGGAACAUGAAAUGGAAGUAAUUGUAUGGUACAUUGUUCUGAAACACAUGAAUUCCUACAAGAAGUCACUGGUGACAUAUCAUUCUUUUCCGCUUCUAAAAAAAUAUAUUUUGAAGAGAAUUAAACCAAUUUUCCAACAUUAUGCAAGUGUUCUUAAAAGAAAUUUUGAUGAAACUGCUGAUGACUUUUUUGUUCAUACAGGAAUUGAUCUUAUAUUCAAAACUGCUUGUUCCUUGGGGCUGCCAGACUGUCUGAGUUUGGCAAGUGACAUCUAUACCAAAUGGAUGGCUAACACUUCCAAUAAUGGGAUACCACAGUCCAUUAAAGGAACAGUUUACUGCUAUGGUAUCGCAGUGGGUGGAGAAAAGGAAUGGGAUCAUGCCUGGAAUGUAUACAACAAAUCAGACCUUUCAGAUGUCUGGGAUUACAGUUGCCUGAAACAUAGCUUGAGCUGUACCAAGGAGCCAUGGCUGCUGUAUCGUUAUUUGGAUAUUGUCAUGUUUGAUGCGGCUCAUAGUUUAACGGAGACAUUCAUGGAUAUGUUUAAGAAUGAUAUAGGAAGGCACAUAGCCUGGGAGUUCCUUAAAGAGAACUGGCAUCGGUUUAAGGAUGAAACGUCUGGGGAUGAAACUGAAAUGCUUUUUGAAAGAUUAGUAACAGAUUUGGGAUGGAAAGCUACAUCAGAACUGCAGUUUCAAGAGAUGCAACUCUUCAUUACCACUGCUAUGGAUGAAAGUUUAAGGGAAAGUGAAGUACUGAGGUUAGAAAGAAGAAAAAAAGCUCGCCUAGAGUGGGUAAAUAUUGUGAAUACAAAGAUUAUUGACUGGUUACAGAAGAACACACUGGAUUCAGACCUAUGAGACUUCUCAUUUACGUCACAGUGUACGGGAUUUUAUAGCCUUUUUCUAAAGAAUAUUCUCUUGUGUUGAAAGUUGCCAACUAUUUUUCAUCUAGACUGCUGAAUUUGUAUGAUAUAUAUUUUUUUACAACUUGUAAGAAUGUGAUUAAAUAUGUGCUGAUUUACAGUUUUGUACAUUGUAUCUUUACAAAUGAAAAACAAUAAUUUAUUAAAAAUCUGUUUUGGAUCAGA
Molecule: messenger RNA, 3369 nt
Organism: Rana temporaria (common frog)
Lineage: Eukaryota; Metazoa; Chordata; Amphibia; Anura; Ranidae
Gene: LVRN
Product: laeverin
Exons: 20
Coding region: 203-3139 (978 amino acids)
Biological process (GO): proteolysis; peptide catabolic process
Cellular component (GO): cytoplasm
Molecular function (GO): metalloaminopeptidase activity; peptide binding; zinc ion binding
Source: RefSeq, a predicted model, not a curated record